Dujonia railenensis is the source of this 291-nucleotide messenger RNA. The record is from the annotation of a GenBank genome assembly. Lineage: Eukaryota; Fungi; Ascomycota; Pichiomycetes; Serinales; Debaryomycetaceae.
AUGGCUGAAAAGGAUCUUGACCAAAUAAAAGCACAGAUCCAAGAUUACUUGAUUUCUUCUGGAAACUAUGAGAUCAUAAAUAAGCAGCUCAAGCUUCAAUUAUACGAAUCUGGAUGGUUUGAUCAAGUAACGCAGCUCGCGAGUAAAGAGCUCCAAGAAAAUGGGAAGGAAAUGACAUUUGAAGAGCUUUUUGCGUUUGUGCGACCAAAGGCGGAGAAGUUUGUGCCAGAGCAGGUCAAAUCGGACAUAUUAGAGAAGAUUCAGGAUUACCUUGAGGAUGUGGUGCAGUAG